GUUUGCAUCUGGAGAGUUUCGAGCAUGUCAUUCAUGGUUGACAUAAGAAGGUCAUAGACGAAGCGUGGGGCUAGGGGCUGGAACAGAUCUGGACCGGAGGCAAGGAGCGGAAGAAGCUACAGUACUGUUGGACCGUCCCCCUCCUGAACUGCUGCCAUGGAGUGCAAGAGAGUUUAAGGAAUAAUCCAACCCUUGCGUCUCAUCUUCAUUCGCUGGUCCCUGACCGAUUGAUGACCUGUUAUUUCAAGUUAUACCAUAUAUUAUACCUGGAGGAGGAGGAGGAAAAACAUGAGUUGGAUGUGGGUUUGGAUGAACCCAAUGUCUAUCAAGAGAACCUAGCGCUUGCAUUGGUUGGAUGACUAUUAACUGAUUAACUGAGAAUCCAAUGAAAUUCAUUUUCUUUCGAGAAUAUAUGGCAAACAUAUCGCGUCCUGGAAAGGGGGUUCGCAUAUGAGAACUCGGAGAUCAGCGGUUCUUAUUUCAAUUCUUCCAUGAGGCCGAUGUUCGCAGGGUGAUGGAAGAUGGACCAUGGGACUUUGAUCGCAAUCUACUAAUUCUGAAACGUCUAAAUCCGAUUGAGAGCCCAGUUCAGUGUUCUUUAAACUAGGGCUGGCAUUUUAGACCGAAAAAUGAAAACCGAAAAAAUCGAACCGCUUUGGAAAAAAACUGAACCGAAUUGAUUGAAAAUGGGACCCAAAAAUUGGGACCCGAUAAAAAAGAGGUUCGAACUCAGUUUAUAUUCCUAAAAAAUCGGUUCAAACCGAACCGACAAUUUUUUAUUAAUAAUGAUUAUUAUAAUUAGUAAAAAUAAUAAUAAAUAGUUAAUGAGAAUUAGAGAUUACUACCCCAAGCUCUGUAUUGACAAACUCAACGUGCUUGCAAAUUGGUCGGAAAUGCGGUCUCCUAUGAGAAAGGCCAUCUUGAAAGAAUGGCCCAAGUAUGAGUGUGAGAGUUUGAAUAGACAAAAAUAUGAGUGGUUUUAAAGAAGACAAAAAUGUUAUUUAAGUGGUUUCACAAGUUCCGAAUCUUCUUCACGCUUGACGCACCAGGCCCAUAGCAGCGCAUCUAUCUCCUCACCAUAGCAGCGGUCUUUUUAGCUUCCCUGCUCAUAGUGCUUCUCUCACCUCCUCAAUUGUGCAGCCGACCUCCGUUACCCCGCCGAUCUACACCAACCUCGGGUACGCCGCCGACCCCAGAUCGCCAUCAUCUUCGACCUCUUCGCUGAUCACCAUAGCAUUCGUCUGUGCCCCAGUUGUCUCCCUUCCAAACUCCACAUCUGAUUUUCUAUUUCUUCUCUUUCUGUCCGAUCGAUGGAGAGUAGGCGUCGUCACUGUGGCGUCGUUACUAUGGCGUCGUCACCGUGGCGGCGUCACUAUGGCAUCGUCACUGUGGCAGCGUCACUAUGACGGUGUCACUGUGGUGGUUCUGGUGGAAGUGUAAUUGGUGUGAAAAAUUUGACGAUGACGACUCUGAGUGACAAAAAACGAAUACAGUGACAAAAUAUUAUUCCAGUGACAUCAUGUUUUCUUAUUCCAAAUACAUGACUUUGUUAGUCACUUUUUUGUCAAUUUUUAAAAGUACUCACAUUUCUGGAAAAUCAGUUCAAUUUAAUAAUAUUAAGGGAAUAACCCCUGUUAUGGGGACUGGUAAAAAUGGAGCAGGAAAGGUUUCUGUUGACAGUAGGGAAGGGGAAGAAAGGAGUAUAGAGUAGAGGAGUGGAGAUGCUCCGGGAGGUGAGAAGAGGGUAGUCUGCUUUGUGGAAGGAUGUCGGAUUGUAGGAAGGUAGGUGAAGAGAUCAUACGCUUGCAAACAGUGGGUAAGAAGAGAAAGAACGGAAGUAGUAUAGGCAAGUGGAUUGAUAAACUUCUCUUUUGAUGCCGGGGCGGACCGUAGUAGAGACCCGGGCUCCCACUCUCAACAAUUUUUUUUAGUGUAUAUAUAUACGAAAAAUGAUUUUUGCUCUUUCAAAAAGUAUUUUGAACCCCCCAAAAAUAUUUUCACUCCAAAAUGACUUUUCUGGGUCCGCCCAUGUUUUGAUGGAUAUCAAUUCACAUGGGAAAGAGGGCAUGGUACCCAUGGCUGGGUGGAAGAAAAUUUGGAUCUGAUUUUAGUUUCACCUUGUUGGGAGGAGCACUUUGCAGGAGCACAAGCGUGGUUUUUUAAAGGAACUCCAAGCAAUCAUUUAGCUUCAUUUAUCAAGCUAAAACCGGGUGGGGUAUGUAGACACAGAGUUCGAGAAUUUAUGGAUAAGGGAGGUUGAUUGUAAGGAAGUUGGGAGAGGGGUUUGAUUUUUGUAAGAAGAGGUUACAAUACUUGAGAAGGAGAACAGAUAGAUUUUGUCUUGAGGAGUUUGGGAGGGUGAAAAUGGAGUACUUGGAAUUACUUGAAAACCGAAAUUGCUACUGGAAAAGAGGGCCAAGGAGUUUUGGCUGCGCGAAGGAGACACCAGUACCCGAUUUUUUCACAAUUCAGUUAAGCAAAGGAGGAAAAGGAACCACAUUGAGGGGUUUCGGGUGGAGGGUGGGAGAUGGGAGAAUGAGAGGGAGGAAGUGGACAGUUUAGUGGAGGACUAUUUCUCUAACAUUUUUACUUCCUUGCAGGGAUACAUGGAUCCAGUUCUAUUAUAUGUUGAGCAGGUGGUUUCAGAUUCCCAAAAUACAGAGCUUUUGAGGCCUAUCCGUGAAGAGGAAGUGAAGGCAGCAUUAUUUUCCAUGCAUCCAGACAAAAGCCCAGGGUCAGACAGUUUAGGUCCGGGAUUUUAUCAACAUUUUAGGGAGGUGGUGGGGCCUGAGGUGGUGGAUUUCUGCAAAGGAACAUUGCGAUCGGCUUCUUCUGGGAGAGGGGUACACUGGAAAGAUUGGAGAGGAUUGAGUCUCCCAAAGACCAGAGGCGGCUUGGGAUUUAGGAGACUGAGGGAGUUUAAUCUGGCCAUGCUCGGCAAACAGGCUUGGAAGAUCUUUACAGAACCAGAUUCGUUAGUAGACCGAGUAUUGAAAGCAAGGGAUCAAAAGCUUAUACUUUGGAAUCCCGAUGAGUCAGAGGCAGGUUCCAAACAAGCUGGCAUGGCGUUGGGAAGAGAAUGGAUGCUACACGGUGAAAAGUAGCUACAGUGGAUGAAACUGGGAGUCCCAGGUGGGUAAAGAAGUGGCAUUUACACAUACCACCGAAAGUAAAAGUGUUCUUCUGGCUGGUAUGUGUUGGUUGGCUACCUACGAUGGAUUCACUUCUAGCUAGACGAGUUAACUGCCCUCAAGUUUGUCUUUCUUGCUUGAUGAGGGGUGAAAACCUUUUACAUGUAUCUGGCCUUUGCCCCAUAGCAAGGCAUGUGUGGAAUCUGAUGAACUGGGAUUUUCAGCUUGUUAAUGAGUCGAACUUCUUGGAGUGGAUUGAGAGAACACUUGACAACUUUAGUGAUGAUGCCUGCAGUAGGUUUGUGAUGCUCAUUUGGGGGCUGUGAAAAGCACGAAAUGAGUUAGUGUGGCAGAAGAUCACUACACCGGCCAGGAGUAUCAUUGAAGGGCUCUGAAUUUCUUGUAGAAACACUUCACUUUUUUAAGUAUUUCCACAUGCAAACUAAUGAAUAUUGUGUUAUUAGUACUUUUUCAUUUGCUUUAUGAUGUGUUGAUGUGUUUUGUUAUGCAUAUAGGAUGUUUAUACCG
Messenger RNA from Cuscuta europaea, 3659 nucleotides. Lineage: Eukaryota; Viridiplantae; Streptophyta; Magnoliopsida; Solanales; Convolvulaceae. The record is from the annotation of a GenBank genome assembly.